This is a messenger RNA of Gasterosteus aculeatus aculeatus (three-spined stickleback), 3977 nucleotides long. The record is from RefSeq and is a predicted model, not a curated record. Lineage: Eukaryota; Metazoa; Chordata; Actinopteri; Perciformes; Gasterosteidae.
UACCGUUGCAAACCUACGUGUAGACUAACUUAACCUCUCGUCACCAACUGACCAGACCAAUGGAUGCUUUUCCUUAAAUAGAUGUGUUUGGUUAACACGAAGCCACGAGCCGUAGCGACGGUCAACUGCCCGAGCAUUCAUGCUAGCUUGAGUUCAGCUAGCCUCCAUCGUUAGCACAGCUCCCAUCUGGCUAAACUCGGCACCCUUGGAUGUAAACACUGGCACGCCCACCCUGCCCUCGCUGCGAUGGAUGACAUCAACGUACUGCACCACAGAUGCCUCCUGAAUCUGAGACGUCGGAUCAGAGAUAUUGGGGAUGGGCGCCCUGCACAGGAACGAUGCAUGAGGUUGCAGAAGGAGGGAGACACACUCAGUUACCAAGGGAACUCUGAAGAGGUCGGUUGCUAUGUGGCAGGGCGUCCUUUAUCAAAAGGAAAUUGCUACUUUGAGGUGACAAUAGUGGACACAGGGGUCAGGGGUACCAUUGCCGUGGGCCUGGUGCCCAACUUCUACAGGCUGGACCACCAGCCUGGCUGGCUGCCACACUCUGUAGCUUACCAUGCUGACAACGGCAAAUUAUACAAUGGCAACCCUGUUGGACAGCAAUUUGGGCCAAAGUGUGCUCGCGGUGACCGCAUUGGCUGUGGAAUACACUCGGAAAACGUUGAAGCCGGUUUCACCGUUGUCUUUUUCACCAAAAAUGGCAAAGAGGUGGGAUCCGUGGAGGUUCCCGUGUCUGCAGAGGGGCUGUUCCCAGCGGUGGGGAUGCACUCCAUGGGGGAGGAGGUGAAGAUUGACCUGAAGGCAGAGUCGUUCCUGGAGGAAGAUGAUAGUAUGAUGAUGGUGGACAGCCAUGAAGAUGACUGGGGGCGGCUUUUCGACGUCAGUGUUAGCGGCACGCUCCUGGAGUAUGUUGGCAAAGGAAAGAGCAUCAUGGACGUAGGUUUGGCCCAGGCCCGCCAGCCACUCACCACCCGCUGCCACUACUAUGAAGUGGAGAUUGUUGAUGCUGGGGAGAAGUGCUACAUCGCCCUGGGCCUGGCGAGAAGGGACUACCCCAGAAACAGACACCCGGGAUGGAGCCGGGGAUCGGUGGCGUACCACGCUGAUGAUGGCAAGAUCUUUCACGGCAGCGGCGUUGGAGACGCGUUCGGUCCUCGCUGCUUCAAAGGUGACAUCAUGGGCUGCGGCAUCAUGUUCCCACGAGACUACAUCAUGGAUGGAGAAGGUGACGCGGGCGACUGGGGCGGCCUGGAGGUCCGGCCGUGUCCGGCCGCAGUCCAGAACGUCCUGUACCUCAACGAGGAGGAAGAGGAAGACGGGGAAGAGGUGGAGCAGGGACAGGAGGGCCAGAACGUCACGGUGUUCUUUACAAGGAACGGGAAGCUGAUGGGCCGGAGGGAGGUGGGGGUCCCUCCCGGGGGCCUCUACCCCACUGUUGGGAUGCUGAGCAGCGGGGAGAAGGUCAAAGUGGAUUUGCGUCCCCUCAGCGGAUGAGCGGUGCACGUGAGCCUGGACUUGUGAUGCCCUGCACACACAGCUGGCUGCGCUGCAAAGAUCACCCACGACGGCCCGCCGCGCUGCCGGCGUCUCGCUGGCGUCUCCGGCGCUGCUUCUGCUUUUAUUUAUAAGACCUGUACAUUGUCACACUUUCACAAAGGGAUGCUCCUCCUGCUCGUAAAGGGGCAGAGAGGCCUCGCCUGAGCUGUGUAAGUCACAGCAUGCAGGUGUAGACGCCUGCACCUCGUAGCUGAUAGAUAUUUAACCGUUAAGUCUAUGCAAUCUGUACCGCCAUCGUCCUCACGUCUAACCCAGCUCUGCAUGCGGAGUGUGUGUCCGAGACGCUGAGCCGUUAAACCACCUCUCGUGAGGUCUGGCGCACUUUGUUUAUUCCAUUUGUCCCGACCCCAAGCAGAGCGAGGCCAGCAGUCCGUUGCUGGUUUGUGUUCUCUCUCUCUCUCUCUCUCUCUCUCUCUCUCUCUGAGUGAGGCUGCCCUCGUGUGAGUGAUCAGGGACCUGCUAUUGCUUCGACCACGUCUGUUGGUUAACUGAUGCAAUAUUUCCCAAAUGCAUCCGCGCUCGUUUUUUCUUGAGAAUCGUAUGAGGGUUAUUGAACGUUUGGCAAUCACAACGCGACAUAAGAUGCUGUUACUGAGCAGCGUCCGUUCAGGAGUUUUCUGUUGGAGCCAGAUUCCAGAAAACAACAAGUCAGGUAUAUUUUCAUCCAAAUACACGUUUGAGGUUAUCUGCAUUUAGAGUUCAGGGAAUGCGUUUUGAUUUCGCUCUUUUAGGGCAGACGUGAAUUCAGUGGGUGGGUCAAAAUGAAUAAAACCCCAUCUUCCAGUAUGAUGCAGUCCGAUGCAGCAGCACGGCCAUCAGCCACGGAAAGUAACCAGAGGCGUGUAUCCAUCAGGAAAAUAUCACUCUGCAAACUCAGUUGAAAUCAAAGUUGACUCAAAUUCUUUACCAUUAUGUUAGAACAAUCAUUUAAGAGAAUAAGGAGGCCCCCUGAAAUGAUUGAUUCAUCUUUGCUAGAAGAUUUCCUCUCUGGAUGUUUAUUUUGAAGAUCGAGACGACGUUUGGUUGCUGUUUGUGUGUUGUUGUGUGUCUGCGCAGCUUUCGGCAGCAGCACCAGAGGUCUGUUUCACAAAGCCACAUGUACGCGAUUUAGCAAUGUCACUGGGCUGGUGCUCAAUCUCAAUGCUGGCUCCCUUUUAACCUGGUCAGACCAUCGUGAUCAAUCGUUCAGUUUAUAAACAAAAUGAAAUGUUGAGAAUACCAACCAACACAACCAGUUUGAUAAUUGAGUAAUAGCCUCAGCCAUUUUAGAUUUUAAGAAAUGUAUAAAUAAGCCAAAUAUUUGCUGUUUACUAUUUCUGUAUUUUGGUUUUUGAUGAUGAUCAAUUGAUUAUCAGUUACAAUGAUCCGGAUUCAGAGUAGAAAAUGUUGUGUGAAGUGUUUUGUUUACAUAAUAGCAGCACUGCUAAAUGCUAAACUAUCGUGUGCUUCUACACAAAGUCUAAGAAAAGCUGUGGCUGUCUCAAUGCUGCAGAGAAGUUCAGCCAAACCACACGGCGGGUUUAACCCAUCGACUUAUGGAGGAAGAGCAAACAUACACACUUCUGGGUUUACAAACUCAUUCCUCAUCACUUAAUGGCCCACUCAGUCCUAGCUGUAUUAGUCAACACCGCUUAGCCCGGGUCACAAUGUUAUGCGCCGUUAAACCCGCCACAGACAGAACUUCACGACGCAGACCUCCGAGCCAAAGCAAUUGUUCAGGUGAACGAGAAAUACUGUAAAGUUUAUUGUAUCCUGUCGGUGGGAACUGGUUUCCACUCAAAUUAUUCUGAUUAAUGUGAACGAAGGGAAUGAUAAUCAUUAUUAUAUUGCAUCGGCUAAAAUUCCUCUGCAUCUUUCUGCAUGUGGUUUCAUAUAGUACAACAUAAGCAGCGCUGCAACAUGAACUAAACCUCAUAUUCCUUCACCUGAGGUGCUUACGCCAGGUUUGUUUUGUUCAUGCUGCAGAUAGUGAUUCUAGAAAUACAUUGUACACAGGGUUACCUAUUAAAUCACAAAUCUGCUGGAGAUUGUUUCGUUGCAGUUGUCAUGCAUCUUGUUUUAGAGCCACUGAUGUAAACACUGUGUAUAUAUAAACAUAUUAAUCUGUCAUUCUUUUCCUGCAGGGCUGGAUAGACUGAUGUUGAGGUUGUUACAUUCUGAACUGUUAAACUUAUUAUGCUAGACUGCAAAGAUUUUAAUCAGACAUGUGUACAUUUAAGCCACGUCCAAGUUCAGGGUAUUAAAGUGUACUCCAAAUCUGUUUACAAAAGAAAAAAUGUUCAACCAAAUUACAGCUGAAUGUUUUCAUAGCAUCUCUACUCACCAAGGAAAUCUGUAAUAAUUCCUUGCCUUGAGUUGCACUACAAUUACCUUGUUCAGUACAUGUAAGAUCAUCAAUAAAGGUUUCAGUAAUGUAA